ACUGCUGCAUUAGCUACCGUUUGCAAUUCUAUAGUAGUUAUUGCUGCCCAUGGCUCUCAAAAUGCCUUGCCGGUGAAUGUGACGUCAACGGCGGGUGACAACAAUACUGUACCGAGAAACUCGACCAUCUGCGUAGAUUGCUUAUACUAUGAUUAUGGAUACUUUUAUUUGCAUUUAAUUAUUUUUGUUAUAAUCUCUCUAAUAACUGCUUUUGGUCUUACUGUUGUUUCCUGUGUGCAAAAAAUUAUUGAUUCUUGUAAGAUAAAUGCUAGCGAAAAUGAUUGCAAUUCUGCAUAUAGAUAUGUGGCGAUAUCAAACCUUGUGGGUUAUGGAAUAUCAGCCAUUAUCUCGAUCCAUUUUGCCUUAGUUAAUCAUGAAUUUUAUUUAAUAUAUAAAGCUGAAGAGGAUAAUCUUAAAGUGGACGUUCCUAAAGAGGAUCCUGAAGAUAAUAGUUCUUCAACUUCUAAACAAGAGAAUAAGAUUUAA
Messenger RNA from Cetraspora pellucida, 486 nucleotides. The record is from the annotation of a GenBank genome assembly. Lineage: Eukaryota; Fungi; Glomeromycota; Glomeromycetes; Diversisporales; Gigasporaceae.